Molecule: messenger RNA, 1949 nt
Organism: Anopheles maculipalpis
Lineage: Eukaryota; Metazoa; Arthropoda; Insecta; Diptera; Culicidae
Exons: 1
Coding region: 269-1894 (541 amino acids)
Source: RefSeq, a predicted model, not a curated record
UCGACUGCGUAAUCAAUCCAAGUAGUGCGCGCUCGGCAGCCGUUCUUCUUUCUGUGGCGCGUGGUGUGGAAAAGUCAGCAAAAUACGAACCAAACAAGCCCCGGCGUCGAUUGUGUCUCGGGCAGCGAGACACAGCGAGCAGCAGCAGCACCACCACCAUCAUCAUCAUCAACCAUCAUCACCGUCCGCUUGCUGCAACACGGCCCCGGACGACGGUGACAGUGGCCCGAUAGCAGCGGCAACAAAGACGGCGUCCAAGUUCGAAACGAUGGCGGAAGCCCAGCGGCUGAUCGGGAUAUCGUUGGCGAAGAUCGCCCAAUCGCGGGUCUGCCGUGGUGGCGUUUCGCUCCACAAGAACCUGCUGGUUGCGACCGUGCUGCAAAAGGCGCGCUAUAUCUUUAUGGAAGAAGCGUACCACAUCGUGCACGGGCACUACCUGCAGCAGCAGCAGCAGCAACAGCAACACCACCAUCAGCUGAUGCAGGAGCAGCAGAAUGCGGCCUAUCUGCUUGCGGGCCACUGUGACAGUGCGUCAGCUGACAGCUGCGAUGAGGAGUGCAACGAUGCCGGCAACAAGUGCGGUGAGGUGGAGGAGAAGCAUCAGAACAACCAUCUUCCAGCGAUAGGCGGCGGAUCUGCUGCCCAGGAAGACGAAUUGGUAGAUCCGGUGGAAGAGGAGGAGGAGGAGGAAGAAGAAGAAACGUUGUCAGGCGCGCAGACAACGGUUUCCGGUGUUGCUGUAGGUGAAAGCUUACCGUACGACAGUGACAGCACCAUACUGCCUACUACGAUCGGUGGUUUACCGCUCGAACCACUCAACAUGUGUCGCAAUAGUGGCACAUGUGCGGCGGACGAACAGGACGAAGAAACGGUUGCUGUUGGGGAGGAGGAAGGCAAACAAUCAACCGCACCACACGACGUGUCCCAUCUUUUCCUGCUGCCUGCACUUGCACCGUGGAUGAGUGCAUCCGAGGAUAAGGAGAACGCUGGUGGAUCGUUUCCAUUCCUCCCGUCCACGUUUGACGGUCACGACGACGAGGACGAGGAAGAGGAGGAGGAAGACGAGGAGGAAGAAAACACUUGUCAGGAUCUGUCCUGUCACCAGCGCAAGCCGGAGCUGAUGGAGGAGGAACAGACGCCCGAGCUGGUGAAGCAGCUAGAAUCGGCCGUCCGGUCGAAGGGUGCUAUGCGUUACUUUGAUCUUGACGAUCGGCGAACGACGGCAAGCCGGCCCGAACGAAGACGCAGAAGGCAUCGUACGGAAGGUGACCAUCAUCACCACCACCAGGGCACGUCAGUUCCUGCGAAACGUCGCCGUUCAUCCACAACCGAGUCUUCGGCGAGCGAUGGUUCUACGCGCGCCAGCAAUCGUCCGGCGGAAGAUGAACGCAUCCUUCCGAUAGCGUUACUCUCCGCCAAGCGCCUAAAGACGUGCGAUUCGCCGCGUCCCAAUCCCCUCGCACCGGUCAUAUGCAACGGAAGUGCCGGUGGAUCCGGUCAGCCCCAGUUUUACUCGUCCCCGCACGAAACCAUCUGCCCGGGCGAUGCGGAAACGUUGUCCGAGUGUGUGAACCAGCAGCUGGAAGCGGAAAAUCUUACCACCACCAGCGGUAGCCAGUUCCAUUCCAGUCCCGUACAGCAGCAGCAGCAGCAGCAGCAGGCAGAAGAAUCUCCCGACGUGGAUGCACCACCGACACCCUCGGUUGAAAGUAUCGAUCGGAUAACGUCACUCGUGUCGAUCUUUAGCUUUGGCAAUCUGUCCCGUUCCGUGUCGACGCCCGACUUUUGUGCCGCCCAGGCACAGAAGGACAGUCGGCCCGAUGCGGGCGGUUCACUGCUGACCAGCCAGCUGCAGCAUCACGGGCAGCGGGGCUAUCUUACGAUGACCGUAUAACUAAUGUUGCUGCAGGCCCUCGAUAAUGGUGGUGGCUGGAACUACUUCGAGUACU